UGCAGCUGGUUCUGGAUCACUGCUCGGGGGCCAUGGUGAAUGAAGUGGAGGGUUUAGGGGUGGAGGUUUUUGACACAGACCAGUCAGUGUGUAAAGUAUCUGCAGACACACCAGGCAGUGAGAGAUUCCUGAAUGUGGAUCAGCCUCUGCAGCUCGGAGGAGUGAAGGAAACACACCCGCUGCGUCGCACACACCCUCACUACAAAGGCUUUGUGGGUUGCAUCAGAAACCUGGUGGUGGACAGUCAGGUGUAUGACCUGGGCAGCGCGGCGGAGAGUGAGAACAGUGCCCCUGGGUGUGGACUGACCGAUGGAGUGUGUCUGACUGCAGGAGGGCCCUCCUGUGGCCUGCACGGGAAGUGCCUGGGGGAGUGGGGUUCCUUCAGCUGUGACUGCCACCCUGGCUACAGUGGACACAAGUGUGAGAAGGCUCUCCCUGAGUGGUCCUUUGAGAAGGAGAGCAUGCUGAGGUAUCAGCUGAGAGGAGGUGGGAGUCCACGGAGGACGCACGCUCAGCUCCUCCUCAGAACACGUUCCUCCUCGGGUAGCCUGCUCAGCAUGAGCUCUCGCGACUCCAAUGAGUUCAUCAUACUGCAGAUAGUGGAUGGGUAUCUGAGUGUCAGCGCCAACCUGGGUGAUGGAGCCCACACCCUUAGACUGGGAAGCCAACGAGUGGACUGCGGCCAGUGGGUCAUGGUCAGUCUCCAUCGCCAUGACAACAUGUUUCACCCUGCGGCUGGAGCAGGGUGGGGGGUCGCGAGAGGUCUCAGGGGUUCUUGGCCUCAAACGAGAGAUCGUGGUGCAUCCAUCCAGCGUUCUUCUGGGAAACAGUGCUACACACAGCACUCUCACAGACUUUCAAGGCUGUAUGCGUGAUGUACGGCUGAAUGGUCACUCUCUGCCGCUGGACGGUCAGAGCAGUGAGUUUGCUACAGUGCUGGAGCGGCGCGGGGUGCAGACAGGCUGCCACUCAGACGCCUGUAGCUCCAAACCCUGUCACAGCCCUCUGUACUGCGUAGAUCUGUGGAGGAAACACGAGUGCAGGU
Molecule: messenger RNA, 1045 nt
Organism: Colossoma macropomum (tambaqui)
Lineage: Eukaryota; Metazoa; Chordata; Actinopteri; Characiformes; Serrasalmidae
Product: putative neural-cadherin 2
Exons: 6
Coding region: 33-875 (280 amino acids)
Source: RefSeq, a predicted model, not a curated record